ACGUGUGGGCCGCGCGGGUCCCGCUCCCGCCAUGGCGGCGCUGCCCGGGCCGCGCAAGCGGAGCGGCCCCGCGCUCUGCGGGGRGAGCGGGGCUGCGGCCGCCCCGCCGGCGUUCCGGAACGGCCUUCCCCCGCACAAGCGCCCCAAGAGCGCCGCCACUGGGAUUGUGGACCCCUUCGGGGACUGUGAUGACUUCACGGCGGACGACCUGGAGCAGAUCGAUAUCCUGGCUUCGCAGGCGCUGUCGCAGGAUCCGCCCGCGGGACACGCGUGGGGAGCUCCGGAGCUGCUCCGGGGCGGGCGGCAAGCAGGAAGCAGGGCAGAAGAUGGUCUGAUGAGAGAUGCAUUCCAGUUUGAAGUGCUGCAGACACAGCAUGAAGAAGUCAAACAGAAGCUGAAAGAAAUGCAGGAUCAAAUUCUCACUAAAAAUGGAGAAAUUAAAAUUCUGCGUGACUCGAUGCAGCAGAUGGAGCAUGCUAUAGAGGAACAGAAAAGAUCAUACCUGCUACUGGAACAGCAAAAAUCUCAGAUUUUAAGUGAAAAAGAAAAAGAAUUCUCCAAAAAGUUGCAGUCCUUGCACUCGGAGCUGCAGUUCAAGGAUGCAGAAAUGAAUGAAUUAAGAACACGACUUGAGAACUAUGAAAGAAAUAAACACRUUUCGCAGGCAGUUCCAACAACAAGCCCCAAAAAGAAUCUUGCGGUACAAGUGAAAUCAGAAGGAUGCUCUUUACAGCCUGGAAAACGAUCUUUCCCUACAAAGGAAUCCUUCAAUGCUGAAACGUCCACUAGGCUGUUGUGUUCUUCAGGAAAUUUGAUGGCUUCAACUACUUUAAUCAAAGAAGACAGUAAGAUAACCCUUCCUGAAGUGUCAUCCCUGAAGCAGCACAAAGCAACGGGAAAAAACGGUUCCUACAAMUCUGUCCCCAAACAAAAUAUACAAGGUUCUAUUUUGCUGAAUGCACUGAUGAAGCAACCCAUUGUCCCUGGGUCAUUUCUAGGACUCUGCCACCUUCUUAGCAGCAACCCUGAGUCUCUACCUGGAGUUUCCUUGCCACCCAACUCYUUGGAUACGAAGUCCACACAACUCCCCAGCAGCAGGACAACUCAAGGAGAUGGUCCUCUUGUAUCCCUGCAAGAAGCUCAAAAACUGGCAUUAACAGGAUUGAACCUGAUUGCUCUGGAUGAAGGAUUACCUGAGGGAAGGCCAGCAGAAGGCAGGGCAGGGCUCCUGCCCCUCACACAGAGCAGGAUCCGAGGUGCUGUGCAUCUCCUGCCCUUGGUGGAGCACCACGUUGGUGCUUUGUGCCGAGCAGAGCAGCUCGGGGUCACACCAGGGAAYGGGACCUGUGGAACCCAUUCAGCUGCUGCUUCCAGAACCAGCACAAACACMGUGUCAAGCAAGGACGACUUCAGGUUGUCUCUUGAAGAAACUGCUCUUGUAUCACUGGGGAUUCUUUAUUAUUUGGUGUUCUACAGCUGGGAUGUUGUCCACACACUGCUGUCUGCUGAAGUGGAGAAAAGUUCUGCUGCUGGAGAUGAACAGGUUUUCAAGAUGGACAAAAAUGUGUUGUGUGACAAUCAGUGUGAUAAUAAAGAAGAGAGCAGGACACAAGAAGGGYUGCCUGCAGCUCCACAGGAWCCUCCUAAUAAUGAUGGAGCUCCACAUUCCUUGUUUAAAAAGCUGCUUCAGAUUUUAGCUUUUUCUGCUGCAAGGGGCUCCCAGACUGACAAUAUCCUGAGCCAAAGCCUCAAGGUUUUGGUGAAAUUAGCUGAAAAUUCAACAAUAGACUUGUUAAUAAAUUUCCAGCACUUACUGAGUAACCAGACACUGCAGCGCUGUCUGUGUCCCGAGACCCCUCUGCCUGCUGUGCUCCUGACUGUGAGACUCCUGUGUGUUCUUGCUCAGCACCACGAGUUGGUUACUCAGCUCUGUUCUCAUUCAGACACCUGCCUGCUUCUUGCACUCUAUAUGUACAUAACAUCAAGACCAGAUAAAUCAGCAUCUGAAAUGCUUUGGCUUCAGCUGGAGCAAGAGACAGUCAGGCUCCUGACACGCUGCAUGUGGUGCUCCAGACCAGCAGUGUUAUUUCCUGGCACAGACUGUCAGUGCAGCCUCGAGGUGAUUAAGGCACUAAUUGUAAUGUUGCACAGACAGUGGAUGAAGAUUAGAAGAUCUGAGACCAGCUUGUGUGCACAUAAGGARCAAGUUAUUCAGUUUUUACGGGAUGCUGUUUUACUGUUGCACAGCCUGUCUCAGAAAGAUAAACUGUUCCAUGAACACUGUUUGGAAGUUCUCCAUCAAUAUGACCAAGCCAUGCCAGGCAUAAGAGCCAUUCUCAAAAAGACUCAAAAACUGACUGCCUCUGAAGAGCUGAUUUUGGAUGAAUUGUAUCCUCCUGAGCCAGAAGACCAAGGAAUGGACUCCAGCUAGCCAACAUCAAAGAGCAAAAAUCUCUGUCCUUCCUCUUUCUGAAUCAUCWUUGCCAAUGUGCCUGUGAACUUUAAAUCGUCCUUUUAAGUGAUAAUUGUAGGUUGCACUCAAACACAGCACAACUGAGAUGUUUCUUUGCUGUUAUUUCAGUGCCAUUUCAGUGUAGCUGAAAGSAAAGGAAUUUUGAUGAGAGUGAUACUGCUGUUCAAACCCACUCAAUGGCUUAUGACUGGUUCUGGUUAUUAAUUUCAUCCUGUAUGAAACUGCUGUGAAUGGAAUGGAAAUUUCUCUCUGUUCUCUMUUUUACUGUGACCACAGCUGAAUUUAUGAUGCUGAAUAUGUUGAGGUGUUUGGCAUCACUACAUUCAUAUGACGCCUUUUGAACACACUUGUUUUGUUUGUAGCUGUAACACUUUUCCGUGAGACUUCCACAAUUUUCAUAUUGUUGAUAUUAGUAAACAGUUUAUGGUGAUUUUAAAAACCCUUCUAGAAAUAACUYAGGAGUUGGCAGAUCACUAGAGGGCUUUGAAUUUCCUGCUGAGGGUUGGGCAUCUGAGUUCACUCAGUUUCAUGAAUCUUUUGGAAAUGUAACUACUGCGAUGACAAAAUGAAAAAUACUACAAUGUACAUUUUAUAAUUCACUUUAAAAAGAGUAAGAUGGUACAGCUGCCRAGUGCAUCCUAGGCAAUAGCAGGAUAUCUAAAUGUGUGCAGAAUGACUGGGAGGGUUUUGGUCAUAGUGAAAAUGUUCAGUUUUCAACAGGGAGUUGGUUAAGAAAGAGCCUUAAACCAGGUACCAGGAGGACAAGAGAYUGUACUAGAGUGGGAAGGAAGCCCUUGGAAAACUGGAAAGCAUUCAGUUCUSUGGUCAUGCCCAAAGAGGCUGUUGCCUGCCCUGGAGCAAAGAGCCCACUCCAGUGUGCUCAGCAAGCUCUUGGCUUGGCUUUGGCAAAGAACUUUCCCAGAAAUGUGGAAGAAUCAGGAUAAUCAGCAUCUCCCGAGGGCCAAAGCUCCUUCCUCCUCCCCAUGUGGGCUCAGCCUCCUCCUCUCUGAGCAGCAGCUGCACCAGGCAGGGCCAGGUCAUUUCUGUGAAACACAAGCUGCCCACUGCUCCUCUCAGUUACAGGUUUCAGGUCCCUUGUAGCAUCUGGAAAACAGCCGUUUUCCUGCUGAAAUGCAGCAAGGAAGGAUGCACAGGCCUAAGCAGCAAAGCUUUCAGAGUCUGUGUGGGCUUGCAUGGUCCUGACCCUGGAGCUGUCACCAGGGCCAUGGACAAGCUGUGCUGCAGAGGCUGGUGUGACAAAAAACAUUUGACUAGUCCAUGUAAAUUAAAUAAGCAAAUAAACAAAGCAACCCAAAAAAAAGAUAAAACCACUGAACAGCAUUUGCUGGUCUUCAGGAUUAGAGAGAAGAGCUGGAAGAUGUCAUGUAAAAGCCCUUUAAGAAGAGCASAGGGAGCAGGAGCUGUGGUACAGCAGUGACUGGCUGUGAGCCUGCUGUGAGGGGCAACCUUAGAGCUGUCCAACAAAGAUAUGACAGUCACAGKAUCUCAGAUAUCCMAGAAYGGAGUGAUCUGCCAUCAC
Malurus melanocephalus (red-backed fairy wren) is the source of this 4013-nucleotide messenger RNA. It is a transcript of the gene ATRIP, whose product is annotated as ATR interacting protein. The transcript is spliced from 13 exons. Gene Ontology annotation, biological process: DNA repair; DNA damage checkpoint signaling. Lineage: Eukaryota; Metazoa; Chordata; Aves; Passeriformes; Maluridae. The record is from RefSeq and is a predicted model, not a curated record. The coding region runs from base 32 to 2431 and encodes 799 amino acids.